AUGAUCCGCUCGGAGCUAGACAUAGCAGGUCGCGAGGGGGCACUCAAGCUUCUGGUCGAGCUUAAAUUCCCGCCCAUCGACUGCAAGCGCGUGCUUGACAGCCUGUUGUCGACAACACCAUCCAAUCACUCCAACAAGACCAAUAAGUCGAAGUCGCGCAUUAGUGAUGCAACGGAGUCUUCGGCCGUGAAGGUGCCGGCCUGCGUUCCUGAGGCCUUCGCCGACGUAUUCAAGGCAAUGAACUCACAGAGUGAUGCCAGCAAGUUCAAUGUCCUCGCGGCAACCGAGGUUAUCAAGGCGGGCGUUCUUUGGACCGACAUCAGCGAGGGCCUGGCACCCCGGAACGACACCCCUGCUACGACACCGAUUCAUAUCAAGACCAUCAUAACGCACUGGAUGACUGUACUGUGCCAUAUCAAGACCAUUGGCAAGGGCAACCUCCUAUCCCUAAAGAGGAACAGCACGGCACGGAAGGAGGUCGAAGCAGCUCUCCUUAAAAGCAUGAAAACGUGCAUGCAGAAUUACCAAGGCGGGCUCAAGCCAAAGGGCUACGAGGGCAUGUUCAACACGGUGCGGACGGAGGUGAAACAGCUGAAGGAGCAGGGCACCUGGGAGGAGCCGACAGAUGACAUGCGGCAGAAGGCCGACAAGGAAGCCAGGGAGAAGGCCUUGGCAAUCUUUGGGCGCAUCAAGCAGAAGGCGGGUUUCGUGGACAAGAAGAAGGAUGACACAGAGCAGGGCGGCAAUGCAGCUGCCGCCGAAACACCAGCUGGUGCCGAAGAGGUAGCCCCUGUCCAAGUUCCACGACAGCAAGAGCAGCAGAACCCCGCCAACCCGCCGACCAGUGAUGAGGGUGACGGGACAGCUGCAGAGAUGGUACAAUAUUACCCCGACCCCUUUGUUACCCCUUGGUAAGGGGUUACCCCUACCCCUUUGUUACCCCUUGGUAAGGGGUUACCCCUACCCCGGGGUUAGGUUACCCACCCCCCUUCGUACAUAGCCACAUGGGUAACCACUUACCCCUACCC
Molecule: messenger RNA, 1028 nt
Organism: Volvox carteri f. nagariensis
Lineage: Eukaryota; Viridiplantae; Chlorophyta; Chlorophyceae; Chlamydomonadales; Volvocaceae
Exons: 6
Coding region: 1-915 (304 amino acids)
Source: RefSeq, a predicted model, not a curated record